AUGUGGCUCAGCGUCUUUACAGCUUUCCUUUCCUUCACAGCAGGUGCUUGCUCGGGGCUGAAGGUGGCAGUGCCAUCACACACCGUCCAUGGCAUCAGGGGCCAGGCUCUCUAUCUCCCCGUGCACUAUGGAUUCCACACUCCAGCAUCAGACAUCCAGGUCAUAUGGCUUUUUGAGAGACCCCAUACGAUGCCCAAGUACUUGCUGGGCUCUGUGAACAAGUCUGUGGUUCCCGACUUGGAAUACCAGCACAAAUUCACCAUGAUGCCACCCAACGCCUCCCUGCUCAUCAACCCACUGCAGUUCACCGACGAAGGCAACUACAUUGUGAAGGUCAACAUCCAGGGAAACGGAACUCUGUCAGCUAGUCAGAAGAUUCAAGUCACGGUAGAUGAUCCUGUCACGAAACCAGUGGUGCAGAUUCAGCCUUCCUCUGGGGCUGUGGAGUACGUGGGAAACAUGACCCUGACAUGCCUCGUGGAAGGGGGCAGCCGGCGGGUUUACCAGUGGCUGAAGAAUGGGAGGCCUGUCCACACCAGCUCCACCAACUCCUUCUCUCUUCAAAACAGCAGCCUUCAUAUUGCUCCAGUGACCAAAGAAGACAUUGGGAAUUAUAGUUGCCUGGUGAAGAACGCUGUCAGUAGGAUGGAAAGCGACGUCAUUGUGCCUACCAUAUACUAUGGACCUUAUGGACUUCGAGUUAAUUCUGAUAGAGGACUAAAAGUAGGGGAAGUGUUCACUGUGGAUAUUGGAGAAGCCAUCUUGUUUGAUUGUUCUGCUGACUCUUAUCCUCCCAACACCUACUCCUGGAUCCAGAGGACAAACAAUGCCACAUAUGUCAUUAAGCAUGGGCCUCGCUUGGAAGUUGCAUCCGAGAAAAUAGCCCAGAAGACAACUGACUAUAUGUGCUGUGCUUACAACAACAUAACUGGAAGGCGAGAUGAAACUCACUUCACCAUCAUCAUCACUUCUGUAGGAAUAGAGAAGCUUGCACAGAAAGGGAAAUCAUUGUCCCCUUUAGCAAGUAUAACUGGAAUAUCACUCUUUUUGAUUAUAUCCAUGUGUCUUCUUCUCUUAUGGAAAAAAUUUCAACCCUACAAAGUUAUAAAACAAAAGCUAGAAGGCAGGCCAGAAACAGAGUACAGGAAAGCACGAACAUUUUCAGGCCACGAAGAUGCGCUGGAUGACUUUGGAAUAUACGAAUUUGUUGCUUUUCCAGAUGCUUCUGGUGUUGCCAGGAUGCCCACGAGAUCUGUUCCAGCUUCUGAUGGUGUACCACGGCAAGAUUUGCACAGUACAAUUUAUGAAGUUAUUCAGCACAUCCCUGCCCAACAGCAAGAUCAUCCCGAGAGCAGCAGCCAAGAUGGGGAGGGGGGUGCCUGCCUGGACAGGCAUGAUGAAGCAGGUUUGCAGGAGCUGGGCCGUUGCAAAGAGCAGGACAAGGGUAAGCAUUCACAGGCAACGCAGUGCAUGUAA
Molecule: messenger RNA, 1476 nt
Organism: Budorcas taxicolor (takin)
Lineage: Eukaryota; Metazoa; Chordata; Mammalia; Artiodactyla; Bovidae
Gene: HEPACAM2
Product: HEPACAM family member 2
Exons: 10
Coding region: 1-1476 (491 amino acids)
Source: RefSeq, a predicted model, not a curated record